UGUCGGCACGUUGAUGUUAUUGUUUGCAUUGCUAAUAUAGGUCUGUAACGCUUUAGCUAAUAUCGAGACGAGUUAUAAAUAAAGAAUACAAAAUGUCAGCAUUACAAAAGACUAUUAUGAAAAAUAAACUGCCACCAAAGGUGCCAAGAACGUCGGGUUCAAAGCUAGCGCCCUUCAGCGGGGGACGACGCAAAGAUUACACACCGGUUUCUUGGAGAAACUACUUUGAGAAAUUUCUUGACUUAGAGACGGAAGGAGGCAUCUUCAGAGUCUAUCUGUCGCCAGAGCCCGACAUUCCUCAGCGCCCGAGGAUCGUGACGUUGCACGGAGGAGGCUACUCAGCUUUAAGCUGGGCGUUAUUUACAGAAGAAAUAACCAACAUGAUACACUGUCAAGUGGUCUCCUUGGAUGUGCGAGCUCACGGAGAGACUCAAGCUAAGGACCCAGAUGAUCUGAAUAUAGACACUUUAGUCAAAGAUGUGGAACAAGUCCUUCAUAAGUUGUACGGACAGGAGAUGCCUCCAAUAAUUCUAUUGGGUCACUCAAUGGGUGGUGCUAUAGCUGUGCGUGCGGCCCAUGUCCCAUCUCUGGAGCCUUUUGUGCAAGGAGUGGCAGUUAUUGAUGUGGUGGAGGGCACAGCAAUGGAAGCUCUCGCCAGCAUGCAAAGCUUCCUACGCAGUCGGCCAACUCAUUUCAAAAGUAUAGAGCAUGCUAUAGAGUGGUGUGUGAGAAGUGGUCAAGUGCGAAAUGUUGCUUCAGCCAGAGUGUCCAUGCCCAGUCAAAUCAUUAAUUGCUCGACGGGCCAGCUGGCCACGAAUGAGGUGGAGGACUACCAGAGCGAGCUCACUCCCACGGAGCCGCUCGCCCCCGCGCCGCGCGGCGACGUCAUCGCCGAGGAGGGCGAGGAGGGGGAGGCCGAGGGCGAGGGCGAGGGGGACGUCGCGCACUUCGUCAAGCCGCUCGACGAGGACAGGGGGAUGAAGUACGGCUGGCGGGUGCGGCUGGCGGAGUCGGAGCGCCACUGGGCGGGCUGGUUCCGCGGGCUGUCGGCCGCCUUCCUGUCCGCGCGGGCGCCGCGCCUGCUGCUGCUCGCCUCGCUCGACGGGCUCGACCGCGACCUCACCGUCGGCCAGAUGCAGGGGCGCUUCCAGAUGCAAGUGCUGACGCGCUGCGGACACGCCGUGCACGAGGACUCGCCCGCAGAGGUGGCGCGCGUGCUGGCGGCGUUCGCGCUGCGGCACCGCCUCACCGAGAGCACGCACUGGGACGAGCACUUCCUGUAACCGCACCCCCACCCCCCCUCGAACGGCGACUGAUGGACGUGGCAAGAUAUAAUACUCUCUUCGAACCCCUUUUUUAGUCCGAUAGGUUCUUUUGUAACACUUUAUUUAAGCGAAACUGUCCUGCAUUCCGAUGGCGGGAGGCGUGCGGAUUGACUAACUAAUCUUAAAUUACCACGUUCCUUGCGACAUAAAGCAAUAGCUCUGUUGUGUUAGUUACUUACGGUUCUUGAUUAAAAUACAUAUAUUCAUUUACUACGCAACACGCCAGUAUUCGCCAAUAUAUAUAUAUAUAUGUGUAUAACUAUAUGUAUAAAAUCGAUAAUCCAUAUUAAUAUUACAAAUGAUUUUGAUCUCGACCAGUGAUGUCAAUUUAUCUAUACGCCUGCCAUGGGGACCGCCCGCGUAUAAAACGUUCUCUUAUUAAUUAUUUAUACUAAUUCAACUUCAAAGUUGUUCGAUGAUAAUUUUUCCACUGAAAUUAGUCCACAUUUCAGAUCCCCGUAUCAAUGUUAUAAUCGACCUAACGUCGUCCGGUCUACUUUAGUUAAUGUGUAUGUAUUCGGGAUCGCCUUCGGUCUCGCUAAACGUCGUCGUAAUGUAAAUUUAAGUGACACCAUCGAAACUAAACUUAAGGAAGGACUACAUGACGCCUGAGGCGAGGAAACUUGGUUGUGUAGAUUUGAUUCCAUGUUAAUGUAAUUAUUUUCUUUAUGUACACCUAUAAUAUAAUAUCGAAUGUCGUAUUAUUAAUUAAAGUAAUAAUUUGUUAAAUGUUAUAGACGGAGUGAAAUUUAUUCUAUUCUAAGAGGGGGCGGCCAGCCGAUACGUAAGCGAGCUUCCGGGCGGGGGGUAUACUUUUACUUUUAAGAUUUAGAUUAUUUAUUUAGAAAUAAUUGUUUUUUUACUGUUUCCUGAUUUAUUUUCUUGUAACGAUAUGAAUUUGGUGAAAACGAUUGAAAUUUGGAAUAAGGUGAAAACGUUUUUCUUAAUUUCCUUUAAGCGAUGGAGGCGGUCGGAGAUUGUAAAACCCAAUAACGUUGCUUACGUAAAACUCGAGUACGCCUCCUCCGCUAUUUGCUCGUAAGUACGUAUCGUGUAGAAUAGGAAACGUUCGUGUGUAUAUUUAGAUCACUUCACUAUUUAAAUUCAUUAUUCAAGGAGACGGACGACAUCCGGAAGUGUGUAUGAAGUGGUUAAUCGAAAGUUCAAAGAAAUCAUAUUCCGACACGUGUCGCCACUUGUCGGCGCUCAGAGUUUAUUAUAUCAUACGCGUGCUUACGUGGGACUCAAGUCAUUAAGCAAAAACUUAUAUAAACUAUUUAUCAACGUUCUAAGGUUAAAAUUAAAAAUGGAAAUACACACACUCACGCACGUGCGUGUGUGCGUGCGUGCGUGCGUGCGUGCGUGCGUGCGCGGUUGUACGAUUUCAAAAGUAAAAGCUAUCGAUUUUCAAUAUUUUUUAUAUCUUCAUCUCGAAAUUUUAUAAACUUAAAAACAAAUUUAAUGUUUUAUGAAAGAUUUUAUAUACAUUAUAAAUAUGAAGUGUCGACUUCUAAAUUAAGUGUCGUGUUCAAAGUCGGCGGUGGGCGCGGUCGAAACCUUCCAGUGACGGUUAAACUGCCGACUUGUCUGUAGCCGAGCUUUCAUUGGUGUAUCGUUAUUGCAUUACAUGACUAAGCCAUUUGCUGUCAUAUUUAAUCGCACACAAGGCAGAGAUAGCUAUCUCAUUAAUCAUCUAGAUAGAUAAUUUGUGUACAGUAUAAUCGGCUCGACUCGCCCUUGUAAUCUUGUAAAGAUAAUCCGUAGUCGGAUCUCGCGUUACAACCAAUACAACAAUUAGCACGCAGUCGUAGAUCUUAAACACUCAAUAGUUAUAAACGCUCGCAGCGUUUUCUGUGAUUAGAAAAACACGUUUUGUUUUACGUUUUCCGUCCACUUUGUUUAAUAAUUACACUUACACUUAAAAUAAUUGAUUUAAGCGGAAGUAAUAACGUACUCUUAAGUUUAUUUUUGUAAAUUCAACAAUGAUUAGUUUAAAAUGUUUCUUGCGAUUAUUAUAAAACAUUGAGUAGAAGCACAUGUACAUGUAUUCCCCGCGCCGAGCGUCACAUGUCGUGGGAUGACGUCACUCGCGAGGAGUGCUGACUGCUGACUGUAUCUCUGUAGUCGUUAGAGUCGAUUGUAUCCUUCAAAUGUUGUUACUAUAAUGUAUGAAAUGUUUGUUUGUUUAUUAAGAUCUUAUCAAUAAAAAUCUAUGAAGAA
Messenger RNA from Vanessa atalanta (red admiral), 3545 nucleotides. RefSeq names its product protein phosphatase methylesterase 1. Gene Ontology annotation, biological process: protein demethylation. Gene Ontology annotation, molecular function: protein methylesterase activity. The record is from RefSeq and is a predicted model, not a curated record. The transcript is spliced from 10 exons. NCBI's taxonomy places the organism in Eukaryota, Metazoa, Arthropoda, Insecta, Lepidoptera, Nymphalidae. Bases 93 to 1283 code for a protein of 396 amino acids.